Messenger RNA from Alternaria alternata, 963 nucleotides. RefSeq lists its product as hypothetical. Lineage: Eukaryota; Fungi; Ascomycota; Dothideomycetes; Pleosporales; Pleosporaceae. The transcript is spliced from 3 exons. The record is from RefSeq and is a predicted model, not a curated record. The coding region runs from base 1 to 963 and encodes 320 amino acids.
AUGUCUAAUUCAUCAUUCUACGACUUUCAUUGCCCGCAGGGAGGCAAGUGGUAUGCCUGUGAUGCUGACAGUAAGAGCAAGUUUGUUGGUUGUUGCGGGAACGAUCCGUGUACCACUGGUUGCCAACAAGGAGACAUCCGCCCUGGUGGAUACAACGCUUCACAUCACGGAGAAUUCGCAGGCGCCACUUGCGGAACAGGCAGCCAGUUUUAUACAUGCGGCUUUGGAGACACUUUCUGGGGAUGCUGCAAACAUGAUGCAUGCAAAGCGACACCGGCGCCCUCAUGUGAGGGUGGAGACUUAGUUCCUGCCUUCCUGUCUCUACCAGAGCAGUUCGACGAAUACGCCCCUGAUGCCGCGAGCGCAACCCCAAGCGCAAGCUCUUCAUCGGGUGACGGAAAGAGCAACACUGGUGCUAUUGUUGGUGGAGUAGUCGGAGGUGUCGUCGGCCUUGCUAUAAUUGGACUGAUUAUCUUCUUCGUCCUUCGCAAGAGACGCAACCAGAAGCCUGCCGAAGGCGAUAUGGGGGCAGCGGCCAUGGUUCCAAUGAUGAACAAUGAGAAGCACGACCACAACAGGCACUCGUCACAGUUCAACGGCCAAUCACCACCACCUACGUACUCUGCGCCUAUCGGGGGUUCCUACCACGACAAUACCCCUACCAAGGGCCAUCAAUCAUACCACCAAUACGCCAGCCACGCAAGCGAACCCCAAGAGCUGCCGGCAGAGUUCCCUGAAUCUAGCACGCAACGGUACUCCGAACUUCCUGCUGGUGCAGAUAAUCGACGAUUUUCUGAACUUCCCGUCGAGGCUACAGGACCUGCACCCCCCUCCGAGUUGGAGUCACCGCAAGUGUCCCCUCGACCUGUACAAGCAGAAUUCCAGAAUGAUAUGGCUAAGCGAGCGAGUCAAGGACGAGGGUUGGGAGUGAUGACUGAGGAGGGACCGUCACAAAGGAACUAA